UGACGUAACGAAAAGGGAUGCUAGGAUUCGCAUGAAUUCUUUAUAUAAGGAAGCUUCACUCAAAGCCUUAUUGAGAAGGGCUAAAGAGGUCAACGUUGGUUUUAGAUGAAACGGGGAUCUAAGGCGACAACUCAGAAUCAGAAAACAAUCCGUUCGACAGAGUCGACACUAGUAUACCGCGAUCCGCGUGUUGACACUGGGCGACAGUGUUUAAGCAAUUUAAAAUCGUUUCGCUACCGUAUAUCCCAGAUUAGGGCAACGAAGAGCAAAAUAAGAUCUAAUUACCGAUAUGGAAAUUCCUAGCCAAGAAAUUCAUAUCAAGAUUGAUACCCCAAGAUCAAGCAUCAACAAGAAAAAGAAGAUAAAACUGGCUGAUGCUGAACCCAUUGUCCUGAUGUCUGUUUUGAGUACUCUCCAUGCGGGAUAUUUCAGGAUAAGUCUUUCUCUAUGUAGCCAAGCAUUGCUGUGGAAGAUAAUGGUCAAUUCGCAUAGCGAACUGCCGUCUGUGGUGCACUAUCUCAUGUGGUACCUAGCUCUUACAACACAAGUAUCACUCUGUUUUCUGUAUGCCUUCAAGUGUGUUUUCUUAUUUGACUUGGUGAAGGAGGAGUUUGUCCACUAUAUUGGAGUGAACUAUCUUUAUGCUCCGUCCAUAUCAUGCCUUCUAUUGCUUCAAUCAGCUCCUAUGAUAGAACCACGCAAUGUUUUGUAUCAGACACUAUUUUGGAUCUUUGUUGUUCCAGUGUUGACCCUAGACACAAAGCUGUACGGCCAAUGGUUCACAACAGAGAAAAGGUUUUUGUCGAUAAUGGCAAACCCGGCAAGCCAAGUAUCCGUAAUCGCGAACCUAGUGGCUGCGAGGGGAGCAGCAGAGAUGGGUUGGAAAGAGUGUGCUCUAUGCUUGUUCUCACUUGGGAUGGUUCACUAUUUGGUUAUCUUUGUUACACUUUAUCAACGCUUACCAGGUGGAAACAAUUUCCCAACCACGUUGAGGCCAGUUUUCUUCUUGUUUUUCGCUGCACCAGCCACUGCUAGUCUAGCGUGGAACACUAUUUGUGGAACCUUUGACACUAUAGCGAAGAUGUUGUUCUUUCUUUCUCUCUUCAUCUUCGUAUCCCUGGUGUGUAGGCCAAAUCUUUUAAAGAAGUCGAUAAAAAGAUUCAAUGUCGCGUGGUGGGCUUACUCAUUCCCUCUCACUUUUCUCGCUUUAGACACAGUUCAGUACGCGCAAGAGGUGAACGAUCGUCUCGCUUCUGUCUUGAUGUUUAUGAUCUCAUCCAUCUCAGUUUUGAUCUUCCUCGGUGUAAUGUUACUGACAGCAGCAAACAGCAAAAGAUUACUCAGACGUGACCCUGUUCUCUGGUCUGCUACUGGUCCAAAAGACAAAUAAAAAAUCGUAUGCUAAAAUAAUGUAACUUUUUCAUUCAUAUAUGGGAUCGAAAUAAAGAACUUGCAACUACAGUUUGAAUUGAAAAUCGAACCCUAUCUUCAAUUAUUGGAAUAAUCUGAAUAACCCUUCAGUUUGAUGACUUGAUGGACAUGGAAGAGCUUCUCUAUUAUUGGAAUAAUCUGAAUAACCCUAUCUUCCUUGAUCUUGUUACUAGAUUCUAUGGAGAGAUCUGCACUGACUUGUUCGCCAAUUGAUGAUGGCUGUGUUAAAAAUUGAUCAAAAUGGGUUUUAUAUGUGUUGUGUUAACACAGAGCAUAUGAUGC
This is a messenger RNA of Camelina sativa (false flax), 1713 nucleotides long. Its product is annotated as S-type anion channel SLAH4. Gene Ontology annotation, cellular component: membrane. Gene Ontology annotation, biological process: intracellular monoatomic ion homeostasis; transmembrane transport. Gene Ontology annotation, molecular function: voltage-gated monoatomic anion channel activity. Lineage: Eukaryota; Viridiplantae; Streptophyta; Magnoliopsida; Brassicales; Brassicaceae. The record is from RefSeq and is a predicted model, not a curated record.